AGUAUAUGUGAGUGAUAGCUAGAAAAAUCUAAGGAGGAAAAAAAAUGGAAAAUCUAAGCCUGAAACUAAGGCUUCAGCUUCCAAAUUCAUCCAACCCUUCCUGUUCUCUUUUCACUCCAAAAAACCAUCAAUUAUUCCUCAAACCAAACAAAGCAUUACACAUCAAAAACAUGAAACACACACCUUCAAAAUCUGCUGCAUCAAAACUCACAAAACAAACUCCAAUUGUAGAAGAUGCACCAAUGAAACUUGAAGUUCUUGAAAAUCUUGAAAAUGGAAACUCUAGGGCUAUGAUAAUAGGAGCUGUUUCUGUUGGAGUUUUGUUGCUUCUGAGUGGAAUGGAUGAACAUAAGGCAUUGGCUUUGGGACCUGAAGGGCCACUUGUGGAAGAGUUUUGGGAUAAUGUUAGAAGGUAUGGAUUGUAUGCACUAACUGUUAGUACAGGUGCUAUUUAUACAAUCAUGGUGCCUAUCUUUGAGCUUCUGAAGAAUCCUAUAACUGCGAUUUUGAUUGUGGCUAUUUUUGGAGGUGGGUUUUAUAUUGUUUCUCAAGUUCUUUCUGCUAUGGUUGGUAUUUCUGAUUUUAGUUAUGAUUAUGGAAACUAGAUACAUAGAUUCAUAUGUAGAUAGCUGAAAAUCAAUUAUUGGUAUGUAUGAAGUACAAUUUUGCAUGCUGCAUGUUGAUUUUGAUUAUAUGCUUUCUGCAAUUCCACAUGGUUUAUCAA
Vicia villosa (hairy vetch) is the source of this 724-nucleotide messenger RNA. RefSeq lists its product as uncharacterized. Bases 45 to 605 code for a protein of 186 amino acids. NCBI's taxonomy places the organism in Eukaryota, Viridiplantae, Streptophyta, Magnoliopsida, Fabales, Fabaceae. The transcript has a single exon. The record is from RefSeq and is a predicted model, not a curated record.